Talpa occidentalis (Iberian mole) is the source of this 1411-nucleotide messenger RNA. RefSeq names its product aldo-keto reductase family 1 member C15-like. Gene Ontology annotation, molecular function: ketosteroid monooxygenase activity; aldose reductase (NADPH) activity; steroid dehydrogenase activity. Lineage: Eukaryota; Metazoa; Chordata; Mammalia; Eulipotyphla; Talpidae. The record is from RefSeq and is a predicted model, not a curated record. Gene Ontology annotation, cellular component: cytosol. Bases 230 to 1204 code for a protein of 324 amino acids. Gene Ontology annotation, biological process: steroid metabolic process. The transcript has 9 exons.
GUCCAAGGGAUGCAUGUUUCUGCAUGACAUUCCUGUAGGGGGACUGCAGAGUCAUGACAGAAUGAGCAGUGAGUAGGUGGAAUUUUCCGGCUUCAUUUUGAAAUCCUUGGCAGCUAUAACCCAGCCCCGCCUACCUUGUGUGGUUGGUAGAAAAUAAAAACACUGAAGGCUCUUGAUUAGGAAAAGGGAGAGGGGUGAGGGUGAGACUAAACCAGGACCGUGGCCAGUGAUGGACCUCACGCCGAGUAGUUCCGUGAAACUGAGUGAUGGGCACUUCAUGCCAAUGCUGGGAUUUGGCACGUAUGCUCCUGAUACGGUUCCUAAAAGCAAGGCUUUAGAAGCCACCAAAGUGGCUAUUGAUGUAGGCUUCCGUCACAUUGAUUCCGCGUUCAUGUAUCUGAAUGAGGAGGAAGUGGGACAGGCCAUUCGGGAGAAGAUCGCUGAUGGUACUGUGAAGAGAGAGGACAUAUUCUACACUUCCAAGCUUUGGGGUACUUUCCUUCGACCUGACUUGGUUCGACCAGCCCUGGAAAUCUCAUUGAAGAAACUUCAACUAGAUUAUGUAGAUCUCUAUAUUAUUCAUACACCAGUUGCUCUGAAGCCUGGGGAAGAGCUUCUGCCAAAGGAUGCCAGUGGAAAAGUUGUGACAGAGACAGUGGACCUGCUUGGCACAUGGGAGGCCCUGGAGAAGUGUAAAGAUGCAGGUUUAACCAAGUCCAUCGGGGUUUCCAAUUUCAAUCACAAACAGCUGGAGAUGAUCCUGAACAAGCCAGGGCUCAAGCACAAGCCAGUGUGCAACCAGGUGGAGUGUCAUCCUUAUCUCAACCAGAGCAAGCUGCUGGAGUUCUGCAAGUCCAAGGACAUUGUUCUAGUUGCCUACAGUGCCUUGGGGUCCCAUAGAGACCCAAAAUGGGUGCAACAGAACAGUCCACAAACACUGCAGGAUCCUGUCCUGACUGCCAUUGCCAAGAAACAUAAUCGCACCACAGCCCAGGUAGCCCUGCGCUACCAGCUUCAGCGGGGGGUGGUCGUGCUGGCCAAGAGCUUCAAUGAGAAGAGAAUCAAAGAGAAUUCGCAGAUUUUUGACUUUAAACUGACUCCAGAAGACAUGAAGGCAAUUGAUGGCAUCAACAGAAAUUUUCGAUAUAUUGAUUUUCGUUUUGCUAUUGAUCAUCCUUCCUACCCAUUUUUGGAAGAAUACUGAGCACGAGUUGUCCAUCGCGAGUACUACCAGAGUUUCUUGAUUUUAGAGGUGUGGAGACGACUUCUCUAAGGGGAGGGGGGUUAGUGGUGGAGGGGUGAUUGAAACCAGUGUCUGUAGUUUGCAGGCUGUUUGCCUUUUCUGUUUUUUCUUAUUAUGAAAUAAUAAAGACUUCAAAACAAAGAUGUUUCUUUUUCCUAAUUAUAAAAA